Molecule: messenger RNA, 3111 nt
Organism: Alosa alosa (allis shad)
Lineage: Eukaryota; Metazoa; Chordata; Actinopteri; Clupeiformes; Clupeidae
Gene: pcmtd2a
Product: protein-L-isoaspartate (D-aspartate) O-methyltransferase domain containing 2a
Exons: 6
Coding region: 194-1402 (402 amino acids)
Biological process (GO): protein modification process
Cellular component (GO): cytoplasm
Molecular function (GO): protein-L-isoaspartate (D-aspartate) O-methyltransferase activity
Source: RefSeq, a predicted model, not a curated record
AGUGUUUUUGUCCGUGACGUCAGUGUCAGCUGGUCAAUGUUUACAUGUAGCAUUGUACCCACUUGCAUUGAAUGUUUAUGGGUAGGAAAUCUAAGGAAAAGAAAAGCUAGAAGGUGAUCCCCACGCACACUGUCUAGCCUACUCAACGUUGGCAAAGCGUCAACGCAUAAGAUACCCUUUUCCCAGACACACAAUGGGGGGUGCUGUGAGCGCUGGGGAGGACAACGAUGAGCUGAUCGACAACCUGAAGGAGGCCCAGUACAUCCGCUCGGAGCUGGUGGAGGAGGCCUUCCGGGCUAUCGACCGCGCUGACUACUACCUGGAGGAGUUCCGUGAUAGUGCCUACAAGGACCUGGCCUGGAGGCACGGGAACAUCCACCUCUCGGCGCCCUGCAUCUACUCGGAGGUGAUGGAGGCCCUGGACCUGCAGCCGGGCCUGUCCUUCCUUAACCUGGGCAGCGGCACGGGCUACCUGAGCACCAUGGUGGGACUCAUCCUAGGUCCAUUUGGAGUGAACCACGGGGUGGAACUGCAUUCAGAUGUGAUUGAGUACGCCUAUCAGAAACUUGAGUUCUUCAUUAAAACUAGUGACAGCUUUGACAGGUUUGAGUUUUGCGAGCCCUCGUUUGUGGUGGGGAAUUGUCUGGAGAUCGCACCUGAGUCCCGGCAGUAUGACAGAGUUUACUGUGGAGCCGGAGUGCAGAAGGAGCACGAGGACUACAUGAAGAACCUGCUCAAAGUGGGAGGGAUCCUGGUGCUGCCCCUGGAGGAAAAGCUAACCAAGAUCACCAGGACGGGCUACAACUCUUGGGAUACUAAGAAGAUUAUUGCUGUGUCUUUCGCCCCACUUGUGCUGCCUAAACACAACCAAAAUGGCAAACCCAGGGCAGUGCCUUUACCCCCCAUGUUUGAGGUGCGCAGCCUGCAGGACCUGUCCCGCAUCACCAUCCGCCACCUCCUGAAGAAGAGCCUCUCAGGGACGUGGCCCCCACCGCGCCGUGUGGGCGGUGGUAGGGCGGGCUCCCGGCACAAACGCCGGCGCGACCACCGCGACGCUACCUCGCUGCUCACCAACCGCUACGUCUUCAUGACCCGCCUCAUCCCCGGCCCCAUGGACGACAACAACAACCAGUCGGGGAGCGACGAGGUCGAAGACGACGAAGACGAAGACGAGGAGGGCGACGAGAACAUCUGCCGGGCCGUGUGCGAGCGCAUUCAGAACAACGAGGAGGCAGCAGCGACGUUGGAGGAGGAGGAAGAGGAAGAGGAGGACGAGGUCGGGAGGAGGGAGGGCAGCGUCCUUCUCAUGGAGACUCAGGUGAACCCGCUGAGAGAGAAGAUCCUCAGCCUGCCCCUGCCCGAGCCACUGAAGAUGUACCUGCUCCACUACAGAGAGAAGUAGAACAGCAAGGGUUGGAACGAUAAAGAAAAACCUCCUCUCCUCGCAUCCCAUACCCCACCCCUCUUCCCAUUCCCCCUGAUGGUGCCUGGAAACUACGCUAGCCGUUCUUGAAGUGUCCCCUCCUACCCACCCUCUCUCUCACGCUUGGAGGAGAUGUGACUCUUUUCAGACUUACUGAAUGAGAAGCAGGCAGUCGACUGGACUGCAUCUUCAUCCAGUGCAUCUCUGAGGAAAUCAUCUGAUUAUUAACCGUUAUGGAGUGGCCUUGGUGGUGGGGGGGUAUAAGCGUGAAAGACGAUGCUGAAUUAAGUAUUUACAUCUCUUCGUAAUUAUUUUUGAGUCAGAAAAUAACGUUUGAAGUGCACCACUCCGUAGUCCCUUCAAACUGGUUGGAAUCCACACAGUUAUGAUAUAGAUAUACUGUAUAGUCACACCGCAAAAUACCAAGUAACAAGCCUAUCAGGACUAUACACGUCUCUGCUAAUAACUCCCCAACUCAUUGCAGCUGAGAGAACAUCAAGGAGAAGACAAGAUUACACUGGACAGUGAACAUGUCAUGUUGUCUAUUAAAGAACUUCUGUCCUGUUGCAACGAGUCACCUCUUAUCCCAAGCUAUGUGGAAAGGCUAUGUGGACUAUCUACUACGGUGUCCAACACCAUUCCCUCUUGAUUGCUAGGGGGACCCCGAAGAGGUUUGACUGUUUUGAAUGAACUACAACUCUUACAUUUUUCAAUCUGGAGCAGCAAAACAAAUCCAAAUCUGUGUUAUAAUCUUGAAUAGCCUGAAGUAAACGGUGGUUGGAACUUAUUAUCUGUGCCCCUUUUCAGUGGGUAAAUGCUUUGUAUGAAGGCAGUCAUAUCUGGAACAUCCUCUAUGAUAUUCGGCAUGUAGAACAGGGUCUUUGCAGUUUGUCUUUGUAUGAGGAUGGGAUGAAAUCAGGGUGUCCAAUCAACUACUUAUAACUUAAACCUUGAUAAAACUUAUGUCUUUGUUCUAGUGUAAUUUGUUGAGUAUGAUCAAAUAUUGCAGAUAACAGCUGUGGAAAGGUACAAUACAACUCUAAACUAUUUACAAUUAGGGUGUUAUUUCAUCUGACCUUCUAAAGAGUAGCAGCAUCACUUGGCAUCUGCAAACAUCCGCAAACAUUUGUAAACCUGUGAAAGCUUUUUGUUGUACCCUCUACAAACAUUUUUCUAAUUUUCCACUUUUAAAGGCGAGACCUUUACCUCCAUAUUGCUCUGUAGUAUUUUGUUCAGGGGUCCUUGUCCCAUAUAAAAGAAAAGAGGGGGAAAAGCAUGGCUGGCUGAAAUCACUUCAUAUCAUUCUGAUACCUCAGCAGCCAAGAUUACAGAGCAAAGCCAGGGGGAUUUGUGCUUAAACCGAAGUUGGUAGCAAUGAUGCACUUUUAACACAGCAGUGAGGUCAUGUACAGACGACCCCCUCCCCCCCUUUACUCUUUUGGUGCAAUCCUCUUUAAAUUCGUAUCUGUGCCAAAACGUAGCCAGCACUAGAGGACUCAAACGAUGCAUUGUGAUGUCAUUCUGUAACCAUGUAUUUGAAGAUUGUCAACUCUGUCUCUUAAGAUCUUUACGGUACGGCAGGGUUGUCAAGGGUGUACUGACGAAGAGGGCAAAAAACAAAAAAAUAUAUGGGGAUGAGCUGUACUCUAGUGCUGUUGAUGUCAAAUAAACUUUGAAGUGAAAUUAAA